This is a messenger RNA of Kuraishia capsulata CBS 1993, 375 nucleotides long. RefSeq lists its product as uncharacterized. The record is from RefSeq and is a predicted model, not a curated record. The transcript has 2 exons. NCBI's taxonomy places the organism in Eukaryota, Fungi, Ascomycota, Pichiomycetes, Pichiales, Pichiaceae. The coding region runs from base 1 to 375 and encodes 124 amino acids.
AUGACCAAGCUCCUUGAAAACAGAAACGCAAUUGUGACAGGUGCUUCUCGUGGCAUCGGUGCUGGAAUUGCAUACGCUUUAGCUAAAAAUGGUGCCAAUGUUAUCAUCACCUAUGUAGCUUCUGCUAGCAAGGCCGAAGAUCUAGCCAAGAAGAUCAAAGCCGAAUUUGGUGUUGAGGCGUACGCCAUCAAGUCUGACGCCAGCCAAUACGAUGCUGCCGAGAAACUGGUCGCAGAAGCGACAAAGCUCUGGAAGAACAUUGAUAUUAUCGUCAAUAAUGCAGGCAUUGAUAACGAAUGUUUGCUUGAUGACCUUACAGUUGAAGGAUUCCACAAAGUUUUGCAGUGUUUUUGGCAGGACUUCGAACUCAUAUAA